UUUGUAUUGAAUUGUUAGGAAUCGUUCACUUUAUACUAGUCGCUGUUGAAAUAUUUUUUUAUUUAUGUUGGCAGUUGAUGCAUCAGACAAUUAAAACAAUUUUAAAUUUAAAAAGUCUUAUAGUGUACUACACUUCACUGUACCAUCAUUUCAUACUUAGCAUGUUUGAUUAUCUCCCUUUGUUGUAUAUAAUUCUUGUGAGUGAAACUUUUUAUAUUACGCUGGUGCUAAAGCUCAUCUUGCAUAUCAUUACUUUAGUCUACCCUGAUGAGUGUUACAGGGUUAUUAAUGAAGUACAGAUAUUAAAUUAAUUAUAGUUUAUACACAGCCAUAAUAUGUAUAUGAUCAUUAAUGAUUUUGAAAAAUGCCCCCCUCCACACCCUCCCCUUGUAAAACCGAGCCUUUUUUAGUAAUUACUUACGCAAAAGGAUUUUUUGAAUGUAUUGUACUGUUCUUAGCUACAAGUUCUUUAAGUCUUUUCCUCACAUUUGGUAAUUUUUUUAAUUUAGAAUGUUAAAGAAUAUCAAAAUUGCAAUCUCAAUUUGCGAUAUUAUUUAAGGAAGUGCACAUGGAUUAUCUCCCUUUAUGGUAUAAAAUGUAUGAGUGUAUGAUUCGAACUUUGAAAAUAAACUGUUUUUUGUUAGUUCAAAUAAUUUAUUUACUUUUAGAGAUGUAAAUAUAUUGAAUACUAUUAAUAAGUGUAAUGUUGAAUACAGUCACGUAAAAAAACGUAUUGAUUAUGAAAUUAUUGAACUUUGUUGAAACGUAAUAAUUAAGAAAUUAUUUAACUUUGUUGAAACGUGGUAUUUCUUCGUUUUAGCUGUGUGGUCAGCAGUCAAAGCUCUUUACAAGGAUGUGGACAUCAUGGGAUGUUAUUUUCACUGGGCACAGGCAGUAAUGCGAAAGGUACAGUCCCUUGGACUGAAGACGACCUACUGUGAAAAGAAGGGACUGUACGUCUUCAUCCAGCAACUGCUCGGCCUUCCGUACCUCCCGCCAGGACAUAUUGAGAGGGCAUUCCAGAGCCUGACCGCUAAGCUUCCUUGUCCAGAGGUAGAGGACCUGGUGUCCUAUUUGGAGAACGCCUGGCUGCACAACCCAAACUGGAGUGUCCGUCAAUGGAGUGUGUUCCGCCAGAGCAUCCGCACGAACAACGACUGCGAAGGCUGGCACCGACGAUUGAAUGGCAAGGCAGGCCGGGCCAUACUCCAUUUUUACCUCCUAGUUCCACUUCUGAGGAAGGAAGCCAACUCCAUCGAAGUGACCAUGCGUUUGGUGGAGGAGCAGACCAUCACCCGUCACCGCCGCACACAGAACCGUCUCCGCGAGACCAAGGUGGAACAGCUUUGGAACGACUACGAGAGUCAGACAGUGCAAACGUCAGCAUUUCUGAGGGGAAUCUCGAGGCUUUGUGCUCCAGGAUUUCCUGAGUAGACGCGUAUAUAUAUACUGUAUAUAGUGUAUAGAACUUUGUAGUGUUAACGUUGUGAACAUUGCUAAGAAGAAAGAUGUGUUUCAGUUUUGUAUUUUUAAGGAAAUAUAUAUUUGUGCUGAUUUAUGUCCUUUUUUCAUCUCUUCUUUGUUUAUUGUAUGUAAAUAUCUAUGUAAUGUUAUUUUCAGAAUGAGAAGUGUAUAUACCGGUAGAACUGUGAAAUAAUUGUUAAAUAAGUGUUUAAAGUAUUUUAUAUUUAUAAAUCAAUAAAGUCAGGUUUGUACAUGCUUUUGUACUUUGUUGUAAAUAUAUAUAUGCUUUUGUACAUUGUUGUAAAUAUGUUUUCUGCACAUCGGUAAAUUUGUGAAGAGAAAGAAGUUGAAAGUUGAAAAUAUGAUUGCAAACUAUAUGUAUUAACAAAAUAAA
This is a messenger RNA of Pecten maximus, 1858 nucleotides long. RefSeq lists its product as uncharacterized. Bases 865 to 1434 code for a protein of 189 amino acids. Lineage: Eukaryota; Metazoa; Mollusca; Bivalvia; Pectinida; Pectinidae. The transcript has 3 exons. The record is from RefSeq and is a predicted model, not a curated record.